AUGAAUAACGUGAAAAGAGUAAAACUGGAGUUCAAGAUGGUUAAGCAGAUAUGCACACAUUCCGGAUCCUUCCACGCGGACGAGUCUUUGGCAGUAUAUAUGCUAAGGCUAUUACCGGAGUUCAAAGAUGCUAAGCUCGUCAGGUCAAGAAACCCUAAGGACUGGGAAGCCAGUGACAUUUUAGUGGACGUCGGCGCACAGUACGACGGUGUGAAGUUCUUUGACCACCACCAGCGUGGGUUUUUCGAGACGUUCAACGAGAACUACAAGACCAAGCUCUCGAGUGCCGGCCUGAUCUUCAAGCACUACGGGCGCGACAUUAUCAAGACCAUUUUGAACAGCAGUACGAGCAGUGCUGACCUGGAUUUGCUGUAUAAUAAAGUAUACAAGCAGUUUGUCGAGGCACUGGAUGCCAACGACAACGGUAUCAGCAAGUACACGAUCCCUAGGGGUUCUGACUUGGAGCCCAAUUUCAGGGACAACGCCAUCAGCAUCCCUGGGAUCAUUUCAGGCAUGAACCCCAAUUGGAACGAGGAUACUUCCGACGAGUCCUUCGACAAAUGCUUUGCUCGCGCAAGCGCUUUUAUCGGCGAGGUUUUCGUCACAUUGGUGAAAGGCUACGGUGAAUCGUGGUUGCCAGCGAAGACCCUUGUAGCGCAGGCGAUUGACGAAAGACUGGACGUUGACAAGAGCGGCAAGAUCAUUGUCUUACCUCAGUUCUGUCCAUGGAAGGAACAUCUAUACGAGCUGGAAAGAGAGAAGAACAUUCAAAAACAGAUCGAGUUUGUUCUCUUUACAGACUCCUCAAAUGCCUGGAGGGUAUCCACCGUACCCAUCAACUCCACCUCUUUUCAAUUUAGAAGAGGUUUGCCGGAACCACUAAGAGGUCUCAGAGACGAAGAGUUGAGCACCAAGAGCGGUAUUCCGGGAUGCAUCUUCAUCCAUGCGGCUGGCUUCAUCGGCGGUGCCAAGACGAAGGAAGCCGUCUACCAGCUGGCCAAGAUGUCUCUGGCCUAG
This is a messenger RNA of Saccharomyces kudriavzevii IFO 1802, 1017 nucleotides long. RefSeq names its product Myg1p (gene MYG1). The transcript has a single exon. Gene Ontology annotation, cellular component: nucleus; cytoplasm. The record is from RefSeq and is a predicted model, not a curated record. NCBI's taxonomy places the organism in Eukaryota, Fungi, Ascomycota, Saccharomycetes, Saccharomycetales, Saccharomycetaceae. The coding region runs from base 1 to 1017 and encodes 338 amino acids.